Paramormyrops kingsleyae is the source of this 7825-nucleotide messenger RNA. NCBI's taxonomy places the organism in Eukaryota, Metazoa, Chordata, Actinopteri, Osteoglossiformes, Mormyridae. The record is from RefSeq and is a predicted model, not a curated record.
UUUCCUCAGUGAUUACGUACAGAGCGAGUCCCUGCGGGUUAGGGGCCCCCUCUGGAGCCGUCCUGAUGGCUUUGGGGGCCUUGCUUCCAUUUUCCAUUAUUAUGUGGACUACCGGAGCGACAGCGCAGUCCAAGACCUUGCAGGUUUGUGAUGAGGAGGGAGCUCACAUCUUCUCUCUGCUUCUUUUUUUUACCAAUUUAGACGUAGACUUAGAUCAUAUUCAGAUCCAAAUCCUGUGCUCGCUAACGGGAAUGAGAAAAGGGAGACAGUCUGAUUUACUUUAGUAUGUAGUAAAAAGUAUUUUUUCCUCCAAUUUUUAAAAGUUUUGUUGCAAUUUUUUUUUUUUCAUUUUCACAGCAGGCGAUUGCUGAUCUCUUCCCAGCGCGAUUACAGUUCAGAGCAAACAUUAAAAAGAAAUAACCAUGUUUUUGUUUUAAUGCGCGUCUCUAAAUGUUUGCAGACGAAUGUUCAAUAUCGGAAGGAUGGGACCGUAUGCGGCGGAAUUACCACUAUUUUGACACUUUUCCCAAUACCACAGUUGCGUUAAAUAGGUAGCUUGGAUUUUUAAACGCAUUACCUCCCUGUGUGUUUAUCUCAAAAAUACAGUCGUCAUCCAGAUUUUAUUUUACAUACAUUUUUUUAAUCUCGAGAGAACAACCGCUUCUGUUGUCUGAAAAUAAAAACGGAUUUCAUAGGAUAUUCGCUAUUUAUACUAGCGUAUACAGUCGUUCAAUCUGAAACUGGGCAGCUUCAACUGUUUUCUUUAGGAUGUCUCGCCGCAAGCAAGCAAAACCAAGAUCUUUAAAAGAGGAAAAUGAAACGGAGGAGCAGCCCUCUGCAGCGGGACGGUCUGGUGCUCAGAGCGACCCGAAUGGUGAACUAGGAAAGCCGGUAGAAGAUGGGACGGACAGCGAGCUGAAGAGCCGGCCGGCACCUCCGGAGGAGGGGGAAGAGGGGGAGGAGGAAGAGGAGGAGGCGCUGCACAGCUGCGACGGCUGCCUGCAGGUGUUCGAGUCGCUGAGCGAUCUCACCGAACACAAGAUUAAUCAAUGUCAGCUGACAGACGGAGUCGAUAUCGAGGACGACCCUUCGGGCUCCUGGCCCGCAUCCUCGCCGUCCAGCAAAGACCAGACGUCCCCUGUUCAUGGGGAUGGGUAUGACUUCGGGGAAGAGGAAGGGGGCCCAGGGCUGCCAUACCCCUGCCAGUUCUGUGACAAGUCCUUCAGCCGCUUGAGCUUUCUGAAGCACCACGAACAGAGUCACGGCGACAAACUGCCCUUCAAGUGCACCUUCUGCAGCCGCCUUUUCAAGCACAAGCGCAGCCGCGACCGGCACGUCAAGCUGCACACGGGCGACAAGAAGUACCACUGCAGUGAGUGUGACGCUGCCUUCUCCCGCAGUGACCACCUCAAGAUCCACCUGAAAACACACACCUCCAACAAGCCAUACAAGUGUGCGGUCUGCCGGCGCGGGUUCCUCUCCUCCAGCUCUUUGCACGGCCACAUGCAAGUCCAUGAGCGGACCAAGGACAGUGGCCAGGGCCUGUCCGGGGCUGACGACUGGAAGCUGAGGGAGACCCAGAAGUGUAGUCAGUGUGAGGAAGGCUUCGACGUGCCCGAGGACCUGCAGAGGCACAUUGCCGAGUGCCACCCAGAGUGCUCCCCACCCCAGGAGAGUGGUGCCCUGCAGUGCAUCUACUGUCACGAGCCGUUCACUGAAGAGGGCUCUCUACUGAGCCACAUCGACCAGGUGCACAACCGAGACAAGAAGGGCCACACUUGUGCCAUCUGCUCCGAGCAUUUCCACGCAGUGGAAGAGCUCUACAGCCACAUGGAUAUCCACCAGCAGCCAGAAUCCAGUAACCAUAGCAACAGUCCUUCCCUGGUGACAGUGGGCUACACCUCCGUCUCCAGCACCACUCCGGACUCAAACCUCUCUGUCGACAGCUCAACUAUGGUGGACGUGGCGCCACCAUUGCCAAAAACCCGCGGAAGGAAGAGAGCAGCCCAGCAUGCAGCCGAUGGCACCAGCCUGUCCUCCAAGCAGGCAAAAGUCUCAUACAGUUGCAUUUACUGCAACAAGCAAGUGUUUUCCAGUCUGGCCGUCUUACAGAUCCACCUCAAGACUAUGCACCUAGACAAACCCGAACAGGCUCACACAUGCCAGUACUGCUUUGAGGUGCUGCCAUCUCUCUACAACCUAAAUGAGCACCUCAAGCAGGUGCAUGACAACCAGGACCAGAAUGCAUUGCUGGGUGGUGUGUCUGCCGGGGUCUUGCAGUGCAACUUUUGCCCCGAGGUGCUAAGUGACCUCAAUGCCUUGCAGGAGCACAUCCGUUGCUCGCAUGGCUUUCCCAGUCCACUCGCCAAAGAGAGCAACGCUUUUUUCUGUCCCCAGUGCUUCAUGGGGUUCCUCACCGAGACCACCCUGGAGGAGCACAUCCGUCAGACGCACUGUGACAGCGGCAGCACGCAUUUUGACUCACCCCUGGCUGGGACCCCCAAGGACCCCAUUGUGGAGGUGUAUUCCUGCUCAUACUGCACAAACUCCCCCAUUUUCAACAGCAUAUUGAAGCUGAACAAGCACAUCAAAGAGAACCACAAAAAUAUACCCCUUGCACUUAAUUAUGUCAACAACGGGAAGAAGGUGAAUCGCACGCUGAGCCCCUCUUCCCCCAUGUCCAUGGAGCAAACAGCUGUAAAAGUUGGACAAAGCGGGUCCUCCUCACGUUCCACCGGAGAAUUUAUCUGCAAUCAGUGCGGUGCCAAGUACUCUAAUUUGGAUUUGUUUCAGACUCACCUGAAAACACACCUGGAGAGUGUCCUCCCCAAGCUAACUUGUCCACAGUGCAACAAGGAGUUCCCAAACCAGGAGUCCCUGCUGAAGCACGUCACCAUCCACUUCAUGAUCACCUCCACAUACUACAUCUGUGAGAGCUGUGACAAGCAGUUCACCUCGGUCGAUGACCUACAGAAACACCUACUUGACAUGCACACCUUUGUGUUCUUCCGCUGCACUCUCUGCCAGGAGGUCUUCGACUCUAAGGUCUCCAUCCAGCUACACCUGGCUGUCAAGCAUAGCAACGAGAAGAAAGUGUACCGCUGCACAUCCUGCAACUGGGACUUCCGCCAUGAGUCAGACCUGCAGCUGCAUGUCAAACACAACCACCUGGAGAACCAGGGCACGGUGCACAAGUGCAUCUUCUGCGGGGAAGCCUUCGGCACCGAGGUAGAGCUACAGUGUCACAUUACCACACAUAGCAAGAAGUACAACUGUCGGUUCUGCAGCAAGGCCUUCCAUGCCAUCAUCCUGCUGGAGAAGCACCUGCGGGAGAAGCACUGCGUAUUUGAGGCUAAGCCGCAGAACUGCGGUUCCAAUGGUGCCUCCACUGGGCCUGAACCAGCCCCCAAGAAUGACACGGAACUGCAAGGCCUCCUAGCCAACAGCCAUGAGUCCCAUAACAGCCACGAUGGCAGUGAAGAAGAUGUGGAUACCUCUGAACCCAUGUAUGGCUGCGACAUCUGCGGUGCUGCUUACACCAUGGACUCCCUGCUGACCAACCACCAGCUGCGUGACCACAACAUCCGGCCAGGUGAGAGUGCCUUGGUCAAGAGGAAGGCCGAGAUGAUCAAGGGAAAUUACAAGUGCAAUGUCUGCUCUCGGACCUUCUUCUCAGAAGCUGGACUGCGGGAACACAUGCAGACCCACCUUGGGCCCGUGAAGCACUACAUGUGUCCCAUCUGCGGAGAGCGCUUCCCAUCCCUCCUCACCCUCACUGAGCACAAGGUCACCCACAGCAAGAGCCUGGACACAGGGAGCUGCCGGAUAUGUAAGAUGCCCCUGCAGAGCGAGGAGGACUUUCUGGAGCACUGCCAGAUGCACCCGGACCUGAGGAACUCCCUGACAGGCUUCCGUUGUGUGGUCUGCAUGCAGACAGUGACGUCCACCCUGGAGCUCAAGAUCCACGGCACCUUCCACAUGCAGAAGACGGGUACCAUGUCGAGCAACCACCCCAUAGGCCGCAUCAAUCACCCCACCCAAAAAUUCUACAAGUGCGCCUCGUGCUUGAAGGAGUUCCGCUGCAAGCAGGACCUGGUCAAGCUAGAUAUCAAUGGACUACCUUAUGGACUCUGUGCCUCAUGCGUCAGUGGUGCAGCCAGUAAGAGCUCUAGCCCUGCGGUGAAUGGCGGGAAGCAGCAGGCGGCAGCCAUGCCACCUACUCCUGGGGAGACGCUUAGCCCCAGUGAUGGAAAGGUGAAGGUGGCCUCCUCCAAGACACGGUGUUCCAGCUGCAACGUCAAGUUUGAGUCCGAGGUGGAGCUACAGAACCACAUCCUUUCCGUCCACCGUGACAGUGUGGGGGACACCAACAGCAGUCAGCUACGAACACCACAAGUCUCGCCCAUGCCAAGAGUGAGUCCUUUACAGACUGAAGAGAAGAAGACGUACCAGUGCAUUAAGUGUCAGAUGGUCUUCUACAGCGAGUGGGACAUUCAGGUCCAUGUUGCAAACCAUAUGUUGGAGGAGGGCCUGAAUCACGAGUGCAAGCUCUGCAACCAGACAUUCGACUCACCCGCCAAACUGCAGUGCCACCUGAUCGAGCACAGCUUCGAGGGCAUGGGGGGCACCUUCAAGUGCCCCGUCUGCUUCAUAGUUUUUGUCCAGGCGAGCAAACUACAGCAGCACAUCUUCUCCGCCCACGGGCAGGAGGACAAGAUCUAUGACUGCUCCCAGUGCCCCCAGAAGUUCUUCUUUCAGACAGAGCUACAGGCCCAGAUGUGCUGUGCAAGGAUUGGAUUUGCAUCCAAACUGUCAAAUUUACCAUCUUUAACUCUCAGUUUAAUUGAGGAUUUUUAAAAAUGUGUAUGGAGUUGGUGUGUGUUUUUUUUUACCAUCCUAAGUAGAGCUCUGCUUCACAUCAUGUGGUAUCGUCAGCAGCUGUGUUUUGUUUCAUGUUUUAUUUUCGAUUGCCUCAGAAAUCAAGGUAAACCUUCCCUUGUUUUGAUGUCUCUUGUUGCAGUAACAUGGGAGGGAUUCCAUGGUUUACUCAGUGCCUGAUACAUUUGGGGGUGUCUGUGUGUCAACAGGAAUUAAAACAACCUGAACAGAGCAAUGUUAUAAAUGACUUCUUUCACACUUUGGCCUUCUCCAAGGCUGCACUUUGUACUUAAAGCUACAUUAUACGACUGCACCUGUUGCGAUUUGCAUGGCUUCCGGGGAGAUGCUGCAAUAUGAUGUAAUCUAAUGAAAGUCUAGGUAACCGCUGCAGUUAUCUGAUAAAGGGAGGCUGGACUGCUGUGUCUGUGACUGCCAUUGAUUCGAAGGAAUGCCAGGUUCAUAUAAAAAAAAAAAAUUCUGAUGGUGCCUUUUAUCUUAAGUUGUUGCUGGUGAAAAGUAGGACUGGAAUCCAUGUGGUUGCACCACACAGACCAAAAGGCAUCAGCAGGAAUCGAUAGAUCACAAAAAGUGAACGACUGAGAAAAUGAAUUGAAAGCAGACGACUCAUCUGUCUGACAGUCACAAAUAGAAGACAAAAUGGUUCUUUCCCACCUCAGGGCCAUGCACUUGACUACACGGGCAAGGCUAUGUUAGGAGUCGUCAGCACAGGCCACUAAGGGGGAGGAUAGCAAGCCACCACUUCACACCAAAUCCAGGUCGUGGUAGCACUCUGGGAGUGCCGGGGGUUGAUGUGAGAGUGGCUCCUCUGUGGGGCACAGAGAGCUCGUACCGUUCCGCAACCCCCAUACCCCCCAAUCAUACCACGGCUUUCAGCCCAUAGAGACCCAGCAUGGGGGGGAAUGUGGCUCUGCAGGACCCACCUGCCACUGAGAGCAUGGCGACCGCACAGCCGGAUACCAUGCGAAAUGUGGAGCACAUCCUCCGGUCCCAGCUGAGGCCUAAAAUUACCCAGCACCCUGCCCCCCUUCCCUCCCAGCUCUCCCGGCCUGCUCAUUUCCCUCCUUCUUUUGUUUCUUGAUUUUACAUUAUGACAGAUGUGCAUCGGUUUACUGGGCACAAAAUAGGAUCAGAGGCCUUGCUUAUUGGGUAAUGCCUGAGUUUACCUUCUAGGACACCCUAAAUCCGAUGUUAAACCAUAAAAAGGAACACGUCUCCAUCAGGUCAGUCUUUUUUUAACAGUUUGGAUGCAGAACCAAGCUAUGUCUUUCUAACUGCUAACAGUGCAAAAAAAUGCUGAAAUUUCUGAUGUUAUAGUACACAAAUACGACUGUUAACAAUGUUACAGUACACAAAUAUUACAAUACACAGUGUUACAGUACACAAAUACUAUAGUACCCAAAUACGACAGUAAACAAUAUUACAGUACACAGUGUUACACAGAGUGUGUUACUGUUUACAAGUAUUAAUACAGUGUUACAGUACGCAAAUAAUACAAAGCAAUAUUACUGUGCACAGUGUUACUAGUAAAUAAGUCAAAUUUAUUUUUACAGUGUUACAAUCCACCAGCAUUAAUGCGGGGUUACAAUGCACAAAUAUUGCAAUGCAAAAAUACAGAAAACAAUGUUACAUACAGUGUUACCAUAUACAAAUGCUAAUAUACAAAUGUUAGAGUACACAAAUUUACUGCAGUAAAGAAUGUUACAGCACACAAAUAUUAUACUAUGCAGUGUUACAUUACACAAAUCCUACUUUAAACUGCACUGCCAAGGUGCAAAAUGACAGAACAGGCAGGCCUCACUCUUCCAGGUUUAGGUCCAUAUGCAUAUUUUACACACAGAUUCUUUGGUACAUGAACCUGCCGCCGAGCGGCAGCAAACUGAGCCGAAUACUGGUGCCUCAUUAGGUUAUAGGGCAUCACCUGCGUUGACGGGGUACUUUCAUGCAUCUAGUUUUGUCCUGGGGGGGAGCGAUGACCCAGGGACACAUCUCAUGAGCUACGGCGGUCUGCAGCCCCAAAGCCAGCAACGCCACACUGGGUGCAGGGCAGACAAAAGGCACAGGAGACAAAAGGACAGGGAGCUGGAGCGGGGAGGCACCGGGAGUGUGUGAGGGUGACUCAAGGACAAGCGCGGCAGACGGCAUGGAGCGCAAACGUCACCCUCUUAAAAAACAAAUUGCAGGUAGAAAUGAAUGCAUCGACUGCAACUAAAUCCUGCGCUUCUGAUCAUCGCAAUAGACACCGCGGUGGGGGUGGGGGGCCAUCCGGCAGUCCGCAAAAGUCCUUUUAAUGCCGUCCUUGAAAAUACCUUCUCUAAGAAAUUCCUCUAAUGUUUAGGGAGAAGGUGGAAUGCGCUGGAUGUCAGCUGAAUCCCAGAGGGCUCUAUUUUGUACUCUAAUAGCUGUUACGAGCCCACAUUAUAUCCAAGGAGUCAUUUUCCUUGGGGGGGCUCUCCUCGCUCCGUGUCAAUAUUCUGGCAUUUGAAGUCACAUACAGUAUGUGCUUCUGGGAGUCGCCCAGGAGCCAGGCAGACUCGUAAUGGCCUGCAUUCAUUAAUAAGGCUGCUGCUUUUGUCCCACUGCCUCUCCAUCCCCAUUGCCCACAACAGGGAAGCCUGGGCAGUCCUGGGGGGCCGCCUCCCAGACACACUUAAAGAAGCUUUAUUUUUGACUGGUGAAGUCGCUGGCACAUCUCAAGCCGCCAUGACCGUAAUGCCGGCCUCCUCCCAGUCACCUCGCUGGGGUCGGGGAUCCAUUCGGGUCAAAAGGCUUAUUAUCCUGCCUGUCGGAAACCAAUUGCCUCACUAAAAAAGAAACGCACCAAGGUCUUUAAGUCCUCGGCGCCGGUGUAGAAUGCAUCGAGUGAAUCGAGUCUCUGUGUCUUCUGGUUUUAUUUUUUUCUCCGUUGACGUGUCUGUAAAGACAUAUA